CUCACAACCAACCUGCUUAUCCUCGGGUCAAUCUAAGCUGUUUCUGAGAAGAGACAGUCUCGUCUCAGUGCUAGGAGACAGUCCAGUGGAUGACACCAUAGGAGACGUGCGGUUGGAGAGGGAAGCCAAAGAAGUGGUACCUUUUGGAGGAUUGAAGUGGACUAAGAUACUUUUGUUGAUUUGUAUCUGAUAUUAUUGUUGUUGUUGUUUUCUCCUCUGGACUCUUUUCAUGGUUGUUGCCGAACGCAGUCAAGACAGAGCCGACGUGAUGCCAAUCACCAAAUCAACCAAGAAGAAGAAAUGGAAGAAGGAAGCCGGUGAUGUGGAAGACCCAGAAGUGUGUUCUGCUGUCUGCUACCCAGGCAGCCCUCCAGAGCCAGGUAUUGAGAUGGAGGGACUGGCCAGUAGGAGGCAGUCAGAGACGAUCCCUCUGACCCCUGAACCACAGGAAGUCCCACCACAGAAGAGGAAGAAGAAAAAGAAAGCUCAGACCCAAGACAUGGAGGAGCCGGAGCUGGUGAAUGGGGAUGGGAUGGACCAGCACACGGACGGGGAGGAACAAGCCGUCACCAGGACAAAAACCAAGAGGAAGAAGAAGUCCAAGAUUGACAUGCAUUACGCCAAUGACCUGGGAGUGGAGGAAGGUGACAUCGUCAGUGGUUUGCACCAUGCUAUCCCCCAGCAUUCCCUGUUUUCUUCUCCUCUGGGCCACAGCCAGCCGGUCGGCAAAGUGUUUGUGGAGAGAAACAAGCGUUUCCAGGCGACUGACCCGCCCAAACACAACGCACAUCUACCUGACCACAUGGAGGAUUACAUGGAGACCAGACCCCUCUGGACGACCAGGGACGUAGCCAUGAGAGUACACAGUGGCUUCAGAGUGAUAGGUCUGUUUUCCCAUGGCUUCCUGGCUGGCUAUGCAGUGUGGAACACUGUGGUGGUGUAUGUUUUGGCUGGGGAGCAGUUCACCACCCUACCUAACCUGCUACAGCAGUACCACUCCUUGGCCUACCCUGCUCAGUCUCUCCUCUACCUACUGUUGGCUAUCAGCACAGUGUCUGCCUUCGACAGGGUGAACCUGGCGAAGGCCUCCAUGGCUCUAAGGGGAUUCCUCACUCUGGACCCGGCUGCUCUGGCCUCCUUCUUGUACUUUACAGCGCUCAUCCUGUCCCUCAGUCAGCAGAUGACCAGCGAUCGUAUUAACCUCUACCCCACUGCCAACGAGACCCUGUGGCCCCCUGGUUCAGAGCACCAAAUCCUCCAGCCCUGGAUUGUGGUCAACCUGGUGAUAGCCCUGUUAGUGGGUCUGGCCUGGGCCUUCGUCUCAACGCGACCAGACAUGGACUACACCGAAGAGUUUUUAAUGGCGAUGGCAGUUGAAGACCUCUACCCAAGAUAUGACGAUAACCCAGAUCUUUCAGCCUGAAACUCGUUACGUUCUAUUUGGUUCCAAAGCAGUUUGGAAAAAAAAUAAUUUUUUAAAAAGUGUGUUUUUUUGUUUGUAUUAUGUGUACCAUAAAAUGAUAGAGAUUUCCAUUUCCACAAUGUCAUUUAAACAUUAAAUAAAAGGGGAUCA
This is a messenger RNA of Oncorhynchus gorbuscha (pink salmon), 1573 nucleotides long. RefSeq names its product transmembrane protein 237a (gene tmem237a). Gene Ontology annotation, cellular component: ciliary transition zone. Gene Ontology annotation, biological process: cilium assembly. The coding region runs from base 230 to 1423 and encodes 397 amino acids. Lineage: Eukaryota; Metazoa; Chordata; Actinopteri; Salmoniformes; Salmonidae. The record is from RefSeq and is a predicted model, not a curated record. The transcript is spliced from 11 exons.